Messenger RNA from Lytechinus pictus (painted urchin), 8814 nucleotides. RefSeq names its product E3 ubiquitin-protein ligase RNF12-B-like. The transcript has 4 exons. NCBI's taxonomy places the organism in Eukaryota, Metazoa, Echinodermata, Echinoidea, Temnopleuroida, Toxopneustidae. Bases 587 to 1447 code for a protein of 286 amino acids. The record is from RefSeq and is a predicted model, not a curated record.
AUAGUUUGUGUAGACAACGUAACGCGAAAUAGCUUGGUCGAGAAGAGGGCACAACUUCCCACACCCAUGUAUUCUUGGCAGCCAUGCCCCAAUGCUCCUAUUGUCUCGCCAAUGAUUUUAGACUCGGCUUGCAAUCAGGGUUGGCUUUCUUUUUCGAUCCCCUGCACACAGAAGAAUAAAAAAGAACAUACAAUGCCGGUAUUAUACUCUGGAAGGCGUCUCUGACGAUGAUUCAGAAGGCUAUUGAUCCCACGUACACACGGCUGGUGCAGCUUCUCCUAAUACGUGUACCGCAAAAUAUGCGAAAUUAUUUCCACAACAGAAUAUAAUUUUCGGUUGACCAGCCACACCCCUCACGAAGCGGAUAAGAUAAGUUAUGAAGCCCAUGCAACAAAGUUCGACUAGGUUCUGACUGACGGCAGUGUUUCUGGAAAAUUUGCAAUGGGGGAACUUUUUACAUGCGCUUUUAUAUGACAUGAUCGCUUAAUCCACCACAUAUACAAGGAGAGAGUAGAACAUUACUACCAAGUGUGCUCGAGUUUGAAGUUUGCUUUCAUACUUUUUCAUUGGAAGUUUUAGUAAAAAUAUGGAUGAAGAAGUGCAAGACUCUGUUUCGGCUGAAGAGAGCGUUGCCCAAGAACAGCCAGAUAUAGCGCCACCAACGGACGCUCCUGCAGGUGCUGAACAAGAUAUGGACAAUCCAUCUGCAGGUGAUUUAACAGCUGAUGGAACAGACUUUCCUCCACCUCCACCUCCGGAUAGCGAACCCCCGCCUGAACCCGAAUCGGUACCCGAACCGGCACCCGAACCGGCACCCGAACCGGCAGCCGAACCAGAAUCCGUAAGCGAUUCAGUACCCGAACCCGAGUCGAUGCCUGAAACGGAUCCACCAACUGAACCAGCAUCAGAACCAACACCCGAAAUUGAUGACGAAGCAAAUGACGUCACAGAUCUUAUAGACAGUGCAGUUGACCCGGAAAUAGAUGAAGCUGCCGUUGACCCCACAGCUGAAAACGAGAUGAUUUCACAAGACGAGGAGAGUCAGACACCUGCAGAGGUUACAGUUCACCCCGAGACCGAGUCCCCUGUGUCUGCAGAUGGAAAUAGCACGCCCCCACCGAUGUACGACGAGACAUCCGAGGAAGACAAACCUCAGGCAAUCUACCAAAACAGCAUGGUAGCCGAGGACACUGACGGCAUCACAACUCUGGACGAAGAGAUCCCCAACGGUCACGGCGUGAACGGUGACCUGGAUCCAAUCAUCAUGAUGUAUUCCAAUGAAAAGACAUCGUCGACGAGGGCUAGACUGAUCUGUUUUGUCAUGUUCUUUAUCGUGGUGGCCAUCACUGUCAUAGCACUGACCUUCUACUUAGUUCUUUAUUAUGAGAACGGAGAUAGUUCCGACUCAUCAGAAGGUCUGGUGGUAACAACGCCGCGUGCCCCAUAGCCCAGAGUGGACUGACACCAAUAACCUUGGAAACGGAUUUAUAUCGUCACCAUGGUAACCAAACAUUCUUAGGCUGAAACUCAAGGAUUGCCAAAACAAAGCCAUGAAUACUGACCUAUCUCCGAUCGGAUGCCAGUUCUAAUGUACAUGGACAUAAUGAGGAGAAAAAUCGAGUUCCCAUAGCACAAGUCAGUUAACUCUGACAUAAUAAAACGAUACAAAACCUGUAUAAAGGAAUGUAAAAUUGACCGUAUAAUGGCCUUCCUUAGUUCCAGGGAUUGGAUCUUAAAUCUUAUGAAUACUCAUCCCAACGUUCUUUGAAAACGGUACAGCUCACGUGUUGUUAAAAAUUCUUUAUUUCAUGUAUCAUGUGUAUUUAUACAAUUUACAGAAGUACCUUAAGGCUAGUUGAUAUCUAGAUAAUGUAAGUAUUUAUUUUUGGAGCAAUUUUUUAAAUGUUAUUUUCAUGAACGAAAUAACCACCAUAUAAACAUGUCUGUCGGCAAUAUGAUGUGAUGUUAUAAACGUACGUCAUGCUCAUUGACGUCAUGGCAUCUCUUAGAGGCUGAAGCCAUUGCCACGCAUCUGUCGGUGAAUCACUGCAGCUGGACCAUCUCCGACCCGCUCUCCGUUUAUGCGUCUUCCUAUAUCCUCUAAGGGAGGGCGCUGUGAGAUUAUGACGUCAUAUGCAUAAGGUCUAUUAUGGCUGUACCUGGGGCUCGAGCUGACCAUGGCAUAAAGCUACAACAGGAAUGAGAAGCCGCUUUUGAGGUGUUACGACGCCUCUCUUCUCUCCUCCGUUCAAUUUGAACUUAAAUCUUUGGAAAUCGAUUUUUGCUAUUAUUAUUUUUCUCUCAUAUUGAAGGACUUUUACAAAGGAAUAUCAUAGGACAUUUACAUCGUGAGUAUAAUUUGGAUUAUUGUCCCGUUUCCGAGAUGUUUGCGGAGAAAGCUAGGCCACUCCCUUCAUUUCUUCCACAAGGUCCCAAACCCGUAUUUCUACGUUCAACCGACAUCCGUAACGUAGACAAGAAACCACUUUCGGGAGAGGAACUUUACAAGAGUAUCGUAAAGGUCGUUGACCCUGAGAAUAUCUCAGGUAUUCAAGAAAUUCGACACCUAUGGAGAAUUUACCUAAUCUCAUCCGAGGAUAGAGUUUCAUUGAUUUCAAACGGCCUUGAUCUACGUGGAUCUUUUGUUGCUAUCCAUGACGUCAAUCCUUUUACAAAGGCGAGGGAUGAGCAUCUUACCAGGGUUGUAGUGAAAGAUAUCCCCCUUUCUUUAAGUGAUGACGUCAUCAGAGGAGAGAUCUUGGCACGAAAGCAAGAAAUAAAAGGAGAUAUUCAUCGGCAGAGGUUGCGGGUCAACGGUCAGCUUACCAAUUGUUUGAAUGGGGAUAGGGUCAUCUUCAUCACCCCUCCAACCCACCCACUCCCAAGAAAGAUGAGCUUCGGUAACCUGUUCACCGGUAGAGUUUACCACGAUGGCCAACCACAGCAAUUCAGCAGGGGUCAGGUGAAAUGCUCGAGAUGCUUAGAAGUUGGUCACCAUGCAUCCACCUGUAUUAGUGAAGUAAAGUGCCUAAGGUGCAGCAAGUUUGGGCACAUGAAAAGUGCUUGCCCUGACAACGAAAGUGCUGAUGUGUUACGUAAUAUCGCGGCAUCUAGUGAUACCAUGGAUACAGCGUGUGCUCCCGACCCUGAAGCGACCACUCAACACAAAGAAUCUUCUUCGAGUCAUCAAGAAGCGAAACGUCAAACGAGCCUCGCGGAUUUCCUGACGAAACCACAGCAAAGUGAUCGUAGUGGCGCGAGUACAUCUUCACUUCCUCCUCGUAAAGCUGCAAAUCGUCAGACAUCGUACGCGUCAGACGGAGCGAUCUCCAACAACCGAGAGCAGCGACUACAGAGAAGGCAGUUGAAUAAGGACGUAGAAGCACAAGUGAGCAGCAGCGAAAGCGAAGUUGACUCACCUUCAACAUCAUCAUCAUCUGAAGUUCCAAAGGCUGUUUCGAAAGGUAAAAAACCCGCAAAAAGAAGGCGAAAAGGAUCAAAUAAAAUCAAAUAAACUUCGAAUACGUUCCUAGACAAAGUUGAUCUUAUUCUCUACUUUUAAUGAUCGGUGCUUCAGUGCACUUUAUAUCCUUGAAUGUGAGAGGGCUUCGGGAUCAUCUGAAGCGAAGUAAGAUUUUUCUUUGGUUAAAUCAACAGAAAAGUGAUAUCGUGUUUUUACAAGAAACGUACUGGACAAGUGAUCUAGAACCUAAAAUUAGUAAUGAAUGGAAAGGCCAAUGUUAUUUUAAUCAUGGAACGAACCAUUCGAAAGGGGUUGCAGUUCUGAUUAAAAAUAAGCUUCAUAUUGAAAACAUAUGUAGCAAAGCUAAAGGAGAUGGUAGAAUACUAAAUUUGUCUUUCACAUGUCAAGGUGAAUGUUUUAAUUGUAUUAACAUUUAUGCACCCACCAAACGAUCUGAUAAAGGUUCAUUUUAUAGAAAUUUUAUGAGUUGGAUUAAAAACGUUGUAAAUCCAAAUGAGAAAAUGAUUUUUGGUGGAGAUUGGAAUUAUGCUCAAAACAAAAAAAUAGACACACAAGGAAUUUUAUAUACAUAUGGUGCAGAUGAUUAUAUCUUAAAGCUAAAAAAACAAUACUUAUUGUUAGAUAUCUGGAGAAAGUUAUAUCCAGCAUGUAAGCAAUAUACAUGGAGGCAAAAUUCCCUCAAUUUAUUUUCUCGUUUGGAUUAUUGGCUUAUUUCAAGAGACCUUAGCCAAUAUGUUCUCUCUACGGAUAUCAGACCAUGUCUCAAUUGUGACCACAAUGCUAUUUCAUUGAAAUUAAAACUUUUUAACGACGUGCGAGGAAGGGGUUACUGGAAAUUUAAUAGUGACCUACUUAAAGAUGAUAUAUAUAGGUUGAAUAUCGGAAAUGUAAUAUAUAAAUGUAAAUUGAAAUAUGAGAACCUUGAUGCUCAAGGAAAGUGGGAAAUGUGUAAAGUUAGAAUUAAAGAAUAUACAAUUAAAUAUGCUAUAGAUGUACAACGAAAAAAGAGAGAAAAACUUGUUCAAUUGGAAAGGCAAUAUUUUUUAUUGAACAAAGAAAUGGACAGUAGUCCUAAUGAUAGAAAUGUCGAAGAAAUCAAUAAAAUAAGGAAAGAUAUCGAUGAUUUGUAUAAUUAUAAAUGUAAAGGAGCUUACAUAAGAUCGAGAGAGAAGUGGAUGGAGGAAGGUGAAAAAUCAACAAAGUACUUUCUUGGCCUUGAAAAAAGAAACGGAAAAAAGAAAGAAGUUGAUUGCCUAGAACACAACGGUAAAACAAUCACUGAUAAGGUGAAAAUAUUACAGAGAUUACGUAAAUAUUAUGAUGAUUUAUAUAAAAACCUUAAUUCUAUUAGUGAUUUAGAGUACGAAAAAUAUUUAUUUCAUACAAAUAUACAAAUCCUAAAUGAAAAUGAAGCAUCGGGUUGUGAAGGUGAUAUAACCGAAAAGGAAUGUGCCGAGGCUCUGUCAAGAAUGCAGAAUAAUAAAUCACCAGGUAGCGACGGCCUCACAGCCGAGUUUUAUAAAUGCUUUUGGAGCAAGCUAAAAGAUAUGUUAAUGAACAGUUUAAAUGAAGGACAUAGAAAGCAGCAAUUGUCUCCAAGUCAAAACAUGGCCAUUUUGGCGUUAUUGUUUAAAAAAGGAAAUAAAAACAUCAUUCAUAACUGGAGACCAAUAUCAAUCCUAAAUGUGGAUUACAAAAUUCUUGCACAAGUUCUUGCCAAACGACUACAAAAUGUAAUAACGAGCAUUGUAUCUCCCGAUCAAAGUGGUUUUAUUAGAGAAAGGUCAUCAGCCGAAAAUAUACGUCUGGUGCAAGAUAUAAUUGAUUAUUAUCAGGGCAUAAAAGCCCCGGGCAUAAUUAUGUUUCUGGAUUUUGAAAAAGCCUAUGACAACAUAAGUCAUAACUUUCUAUUUCACCUUUUAAAAAGAUUAAAUUUUGGAAAUUCAUUCAUUCGGUGGAUUCAAUCGAUGUAUAAAAACGCAAAAGGCCGUGUGCUAAAUCAUGGCUGGAUCUCUGAAACUUUUCAAAUUAAAAGAGGUGUAAGGCAGGGGUGCCCCCUCUCAUCACUACUUUUUAUUAUUGUUGCAGAAGUUUUGGCGACGAAAAUUAAACAGAAUCAUAAAAUUGAAGGUCUCAGUUUACCGAUUUCGCAGUUGAAUGAUGAUCAAGUAGAAGUAAAAAUAUCCCAAUUUGCAGAUGAUACAACUAUAUUUAUGAAAAAUGAAAGUUCUCUUUCUAUUUUGAUGGAAGAAUUAAUACUAUUUGGUUCAAAUGCUGGGCCAAGGAUUAAUUUGCUAAAAACCAAGCUGCUGAAGCUUAAUAUUGAUGUUGUCCCCGGACAAAUAGAAUGUACUGAAGAACCGAUAAAAUAUUUAGGUAUAUAUGUUGGGAAAAAUGAGAAAGAUGUUGAAGAUUAUAAUUGGCAAAAUAAACUAGAUAAGAUACAAAAUAUUAUUAGAGUAUGGAAACUAAGAAAUCUAACAUUUUUCGGAAAAAUUAUUAUCAUCAAAACUUUGUUGGUGUCUCAAAUUGUGUAUCCUGCAAAAGUGAUUAGAAUUCCCCAGAAAGUAAUCAAAUCUCUAAAUAAAAUGUUAUAUACUUUUAUUUGGAAUUCUUCAAAAGAAAAGGUUAAAAGAAAUGUUUGUAUAAAUAAAACAAACGAAGGUGGUCUUGGUAUGGUCCACUUGGAAUCGAAAAUUGAAUCGCUUAAGAUUUCGUGGAUAAGCAAGUUGUUAGAGCAAGGCGAACGUAGUUGGAAAUUUCUUUUUAAUUAUUGGUUAUCAAAGAUUGGUGAAAUUCCUUUAUGUUUUGAAUACAAUAUAUCAACAAAAGAUAUGAAUUUUCUUUGUACAAAAGCAAAUAUACCUAGUUUUUACCAUGAUUUUUUUUGUAGCUGGUCCAAGUUAAGAUACAUUGGUAUAUUUGGAGUAAAAAACAUUGAAAAUGAAAUCAUUUGGAAUAACAGCAAUAUUACUUUUAAUAAACGUAUGUUGGUAUUUGAGAAAUGGAAGCAUGCAGGUAUAAUUAGGGUUAAGGAUGUUAUAAGAAAUCGUCAGUGGUUAGCACCAAAUAUUUUAAAUAAAUCUGUCUAUUCUUCUCAGCUUUUAUUUGAUUUAGAAUAUGCUAAAUUAAAAAAGUCUUUUCCUGUUUAUUGGUUGAAUAAGUUGUUUAAGGAAAAUUAUCCACUCGAAUUAAAAAAAAGUGAACGAAUCUUAAUUUCAUUAAAAAGUGGAGAACAAAUAACUCUAGAUUAUUUACCAACAAGAAAGAUAUAUUCUCUAUUAUGUUCGGAGGUAUCGGAAGAACCAGGCAUUGUUUCUUUUUGGUCUAAUCUUUUUUCAUUACCAGUUUCCUUUAGUUGGAGCCAUGUAUUUUAUUUUAAGUUGCAUUUAAUUGUGGAUAAUAGAAUUAGACAAUUUAGUUUUAAAUUUUUGAACAAGAUUGUACCCUCAAGAGACAAUUUAUUUAAGUGGCAUGUAGUAGAAAACAACUCAUGUAACAUUUGCGGAGAAGUUGAUACCACUUUUCAUUUCAUACUGUAUUGUAAAUAUGUUCGAUUUUUUUUGGAAAAUUAUAGAAAGGUUGGUAUUUUAUAUUUUCAAGAUGACUAUUUCUAUAGAUGAAAAAACAUUAAUCAUAGGUUAUGAUCUGCAAAGUUCCAGCAAUGUUAUGUGUAAUUUAUUUUGUGUUAUUGCUCAAUUUGUUAUUUAUCAAAAUUACAUAAAAAGCAUAUUCAAAGGAAAAAGAUAUGAUGCGAAUUCUUUAUGGAUUGAAUUCAAGCUUACUAUGAUUAUUUAUUUAGAAAGUUUAUGUAAACAAAAAAGCAAGUUAGGAAUUUUGAAAAAAUGUGAUAUUCAAAAAAUUAUUGCAUUAUUGAAGUGAAUUGAUUUUUUUUUUAUUGUUUGUAUAUAUGUACAUGUUAUUGUGAAUAAAUACCUCGAUUAAGAGGAUAAAAGAAAAAAAAAUAAAGCUACAACAAUUCACGCUCUUUAGGAAAAUAUUGAAUAACUGUUUCAUGUUUGUCAUUCAGAAAGCCCAAACGCCAAACAUUAAUUGUUAAAAUGGUCCCCAUAAGGAUGUAUUUAAACGCUUGAGCGCCUAAUUAGAGAAAUAAUAUUAGUAAUAAUUAUACUUACUUGUAUAUAGCGCUUAACACUUUAAGUCUCUAAGCGCUCUACAGUCAAGCAAGAUAAUUACACUGGCGUUAGCAGAGCAGCUUGUACGUGCUCUGCGAUUUAAGGAAUAAAUUCCUACCAGGUGCCAUGAUCACCUCACCUGGGUUGAGUGCAGCACAGUAGCCGUGCUAAAGCGAGGGUAAUAUAGUUUGUAGCGCUGAGAAACAUUUCAUCGAGCGCUAUAAAUGUUCCAUAUUAUCAAAAUUAUAACUUUUCAGAUUCACGUUCAUAUCCAUUUUUUUAUAUGACACACGAUCAAAAUGAAUUACAUCAAAUUCCCAUUGACAUUAAUGAUGGUUUGAUGGCCGGGAAGUUAAGAGACUUUAGAAAAUUUUGGUAUGCCGAAUAAGAAAGGGAAAAAAGGCGAAUUAAUCUCUUAUUACAAGAAAAAAAAAUAAAUGGGUGGCAAAAACGACGGGGAAAAAAAGCUUUCGCUCUCAUUAAGAUAAACAUUCAGGCUGCCGACGUCACCGUUACUCUUUUGAAUAAUACUAGUAGCAAACGUGGGGAAAUUGUAUUAAAUAUAGAUAUCAUUUAAAUAUUUUUAGAAUACUUUGCUUUUUUCUUGUUUUUAGAAUGAAAUGUUUUAAAUGUAUAUGAUAAUAGUGUUUAUCAGAUUGACUUUGCAUUAACGUAUCUUCCUUUAGUUUAAUAAAGAGCAUAUUGAAUAAGUGGUUGAAAAUAAUUGACUGUAUGGCUGAAAUGAGUCUGGAGGAAUUGUACCAUAUUGUUUCAGUCCUUGAGUAACCUUACUUGAAUGUAUUUUUGUAUUAAACAUUCUUUUUUUCUAUUUUGCUAUCCUUUUUUUGUAUACAUUUCACUGAGUUUGAUUGAAAAUGUAAUAGUGACGUAAACUGUUAUAUUGUUCCUUUUGAUUACGUGUUGAUUAUGUAUGGGUUAUAUGAUUUGUGAUAUCAUCAGUUGAAGCAGUAUUGUCUAAUAUUUUGUUUGAAUUAGAAUAACCCCCAUAAUCUUUUUUUACAAUCAUGUUAGGUAUUGAUUGUAAAUAGGGAAAUAUAGGCCUAUCUAGUCUUUGUUUUGUAAAGUUAAUGGAUUGAAUACUUUAUACCAGCAGGAAAGGUAAUUGAGUUACAUUUUUAUGUGAAUGUGUAAAACUAGAAUCAUGAAUAGACAAUAAAUAUUAAUUAAUUUUUA